AUGAGUUGGACUCUUUACGGGUAUAAUUUGAUGUGCUAUGAUCGGUUGUAUAUGAACGUGGACAAAUGGGUGUACGCAACACAAUAUGCAAUAGACGAACCAAACCGUAUAAUAAAUAUUCAUACAACUUUAAAGGGGUUAAAUAAAGAUGUUUACGCCCAUAGUUUAGCUUGUAUUACUAUAAAGUAUGGAUAUGCUAUAUGUGAUGAGGGUAUAUAUAAACGUUCUACUGGCUAUAACAUAGAUUUUGAACAUUGUGAACAUGACGUUACAUGUUUUUUAGGGUAUCGUGAUUUAUUUCGAAGAAUAGUGACCUUUUUGGUUGAAGAUGUGAAUGUGGGUAAAGAUAUUGAUGAGUGUUUUGUCGGCAAUAUUGUAGACAUUUGUGAACGUGUACAUAACUUAUUAGUUUCGCAACAUUUAAUUUAUAAAAUAGCUUUUUAUAUUCAACGAAUGAAGCAUGUAAACGAUAAUAUGGUCACGCGAUGUUUUUGUUGUAAUACUAGCAUUUGUACUUGUAUUAGUAGAGAAACGUUAGAGGUGUGGAAUUAAAUUUUUUUAGUGUAUUGUGUGGUUUGUGUUGAGAUGGACGCGUUUUUUCAACUUCAGCAUUGUGAAAUAAACGAGAAAGUGUUAAAAAAGUGUCGAGAUGUGCGUAAUAUUUUAAAUUUGCGUAUAACACACAUUAUAGACUGCGAAGCAUAUACGUGGUGUAAAAAAAAUGUUUUACGCGAAGUAUCUGUAUUGUGUAGACAGACAAAUAUUGUUACAACGUAUCAGAUUUACAUUCCAAAUACUAAAUUGUUUGAUGAAAAUGAUCGUGGGGUGCGUUACCAAAUAAGGGUAAUACAUGGUCUACCCAUUGAAAGACGACGUAUUGACGAUAAUUUUUAUUUAUAUAGCGAAAUAAUUGACAUGCUGCGUAAAAUCUUUGAAAGUGCCGAUUUGGUGGGUUACAAGGGCGGCAAUAUUGAACGUAAUUUGUUAAAUAUGCUUGGUAUUUCGUGUAUUAAUAUGGAAAUUUUGGGUUGCCCAAAGUAUGAAUAUUUAUUGUCAAAAUAUGACGUUGAACGGGAAUGUUGCGCAUAUCAUAUUACGGGUAAAUAUCAUUGUAGUGGACACGAAGUGAAGUUAUUCUCGCAGUUUUUAGAUGCAGUAUGAAUUGCCAUGAUGUACCUUUAAAUUUAAGUGCUUUGGGGCUAUUAAUUGAAAAUUAUUAUUUUGAUCCUGUGUUAUAGAGUUUGUAUUCAACAUGUUGGUAUUUGUAUAAAAAAACCCCGCAAGAUUUGGGAACGAGAGAAAUUCGUAUUCAAAAUUACAGGACCGCGUAUACUUACAAAUUAAAUGUUGAAAAUGGGAAGAAAAGUGUCGAGAAAGACCAAUCUUUGUUGUGGUUAAAGGGCGAUCUUUCGGGAAUGCGCGAUGUGCUAUUAUACGAUAAAAAUACGCCAAGUUAUUGCUUGAUCGGGGUGGAUUGUGAACAGGAAGAUGUUGAUGAUGAUAUAAGUGACGAUUUUGACGAAAUUGAAACUCAUAAAGUAUUUUAUAUAAUUUCGGCGGUGUGGUCACACUAUAUCUAUAUACGUUUUGAAAACAACACUUGGUAUAUGUAUUUGGCCGAGAAGAAAUUCUGUUGUAGACAGAUUUUGACCCGUGGAGAUGUAGUGGUUGCUCGACGUGAAAAUAUUAGUAUUCAACCCCAGUAUGCAGUUUCUGAAGAUUAUUUUCAUGUUGGUGUUGGGGAAUGCUCAACUGCUGUUCAUGAUGUGCUUGCAGAUGUGGGUAUAUUUGUGAAUAGUAUGCAAUUGUACAAUAGUGUAAAUUUGUAUGCACACCCGUACGAUAAAGAGCGUGAUGUAAUUUAUGCGUUGUCAGUGCACGAACACAUAUUUAAGUUUAAUGAUGAUGAAUUAGUUUCGGGUAAAUUUUUAAAAUUAAUAAUGAAGCAUUUAUUAGUGUGCCAAUGUUGUAAUUUGUAUGUAAAUAAAUUGGUUGAAAUGAUUUGUACAAGUUUAGUUAAACAUGAUACUUUAACAGACGUUAUGAACGACCCCGAUAAAGCAGAUAAGAUUUUACAGGGUAAUGUACCCUGUUAUACAUAUAUUUUGGACGGUGAUUUUGUUACUAUGCGUCGAGAUGCUUAUAAUGCACCGUUGAAAACAUUGCCAAAAAAUUGGUCGUGUAAAGAAAAGAAAAAUGUAAAUAUUUGUAAGGAUAUUAUUGAACUGUUUUUUCAGAAACACGGGUAG
This is a messenger RNA of Paramuricea clavata, 2249 nucleotides long. Lineage: Eukaryota; Metazoa; Cnidaria; Anthozoa; Malacalcyonacea; Plexauridae. The record is from the annotation of a GenBank genome assembly.